AUGGGAGAAAAUCUUCAUGGUUUGAGUGUCAACGACCUACAAAAUUUAGAACAUCAACUUGAAAUGAGUUUGCAUCGUGUGCGAGCGAAAAAGGAACAAAUAUUGAUUAAUGACAUACAAGAGCUGAAGCAAAAGGGAAGCCUUGUUCAACAAGAAAAUGUAGAACUAUCUCAGAACGUAAAACUCCUCUGUCGUGAAAAUUUCGAAUUGUACAAGAAGGUAUAUGGCAGGAGCGAGACAGCGAAUGUUAAUAUUAGCGUCGGCGAGAGCUCAGAUACUCCCAUUCAUCUGCAGCUCAGCCCCCAAGCAGCGAAAUCUUUGCACGCCAGCAAGAGCAACAAACUCGGGAUAAAAAUUUUGGACAAAUAA
This is a messenger RNA of Ilex paraguariensis (yerba mate), 369 nucleotides long. The record is from the annotation of a GenBank genome assembly. NCBI's taxonomy places the organism in Eukaryota, Viridiplantae, Streptophyta, Magnoliopsida, Aquifoliales, Aquifoliaceae.